AUGGACUUGGCAGGUUAUGAUCUGCAGAACCACCAGCUGGCUCGCCAGCUGCACUUGAUGUCGCACCUGUACGAGGUGUUUCUCACCAACGCGAUGUGCUAUCCUCUCUUCUACGAAUCCCUUCACCCAAGCGCCAAGCAACAGGCACGCACUGUCCUCCUCGCCUUAAAUCGCGUGUUUGAAAAGGGCGAGCGAGGCGGCAGUACCUUCUUCACACGAAGUCCUUACCGCCUGUACACCAUGCGGUGCGUUCUUUCGUAUCUCGUGUACCCAGACUGCAUCCUGCCAUGGCCCCGCUGCGUGUCUCGCCUUAUCGGAUCAUCGACAACCGCAACAGCACCACAGCUGGAGGAGACGCAGAGUACACCACCGCCCCUCCCUGCAACGGCUUCAUCCAGCUUGGACGCCACGCCGCUGCGCUCAGAUUCCACGGUGGAAACGGUGGCGCCGGCGCAGACCCACGGAGGCUCCACGGAUCCCUCGUCCACCGCUGCUCAAUCACCUCCGGCGCCGUCGCUGCCACCUCCUCUUAGCCCAGCAGCGCUGAAGCCGGCCAGCAGCGUUGUGGCGGCACCAGCGGCCGUGGCUGAUAUUGCGCUGCGCCCCCUCUUCUAUAUCCGUCCUGUGGCGGCACAGGGGACGGAUCGCAGCGCUCCCUACUUCGGCACCACCACGCAAAUUUACGUCCGCAUGGUCCACCCCCACCUGCUGAAUGAGGAGUCGCUGAAUCCCUUCUUUGGCCGCUAUGGCCAGGUGGACUGCACGGCAAUCCAACGGACAUCGCUGCUGCACUACGCGGCCCAGCUCGGCGAGGCCGCCACGGAGGCUCUGCACCAGCUCUUCGCCGCUUCUAACACCUCCGACUCCUCGGCCCUGUACGUGCAAGACUUCAUCAUUUCAGUCGACUCUCACCAGAACGCCGUGCACGCGGUGCGUCGUGCCUACUACAAAGAGCUCGUCUGCAUCGCCCUGCACGAUGCCACCGGCGUACAUAACACGCACUGCCUGGCAGAUGUGAAUGGGUGGAUGCGGCGGCACGCCUUCGUGUGGCGGCUGCGCGGUGAGGUGGGAGUGAGCGCCGCGGAGAAGGAAGCGGCGGAGAACGCCGCCGUGGCCGCCGCCGUGGCGAAGCGACGCAAACGUGCUCGAGCGAAGCACCGCCGGCGCGAGCAGAAGCGCCGACGGCGUGCGGUGCUCGGCAAGGGUGGUUCAUCUUCCCAUUCUUCGGCUUCCACGUCUGCAUCUGAGAGCGACGCGGACAAGGAUGGCGAAAGUAGCGGUAGCGAGAGCGGCUCCUCCUCAACGACGGACUCCAGCAGCAGUAGCAGUAGCGGCGUCGAGGAUGAUUUGGCGCAGUUUGUGCCGGAUGUGGUGUUGGACGGCUUCCCCUACUGGACGACGGAGGAUCAGCUGAAAGUGCUGCUGCAGGAGUACGGCACCGUCGUCGAGCUCCGCCUGUCACUUGACGACUUGUCCGGUGCCUUCACAGGUUGUGUGCUGGUGCGGAUGUCAACGUUGGACGAGGCGAUUCACGUCUCUCGCGCGUUGCACGACACGCUGCAUCGCGGCCAUCGAUUGAUCAGUGGCGUUAUCAAUGAGAAGCUGGAGGUGGUGGCCUUGGAGGACGGCGAGGAUGUGCGCAUCCCAGCCAUUCCGGAGCAGGUGCCUUACGAUGUUUCAUUGAACGAGCGGGUCUGGGUGUAA
This is a messenger RNA of Leptomonas pyrrhocoris, 1704 nucleotides long. RefSeq names its product putative Rna-binding protein. Bases 1 to 1704 code for a protein of 567 amino acids. NCBI's taxonomy places the organism in Eukaryota, Euglenozoa, Kinetoplastea, Trypanosomatida, Trypanosomatidae. The record is from RefSeq and is a predicted model, not a curated record. The transcript has a single exon. Gene Ontology annotation, molecular function: RNA binding.